AUGAGUGCUCUUCGCGGAGCUGCGGCCGACCUUGUCGGCCUUUUCUCCAGGACAAGAGGCCCUUCAUACCACAAAUUGAACUACGAGGGCCCCGAUGAUCCCGAAUCCGGCUCUCCCCAAAGAUCCGCAUCCCGCCGGGGUCUCCUUACCCUUUGGCCCGGUCGAUUGUCACCGAAGGGCCUGCUCGGUAUUGUUGCCGCCACUUGGCUCAUUCUUCUCUGCAUAUUUUACGGUAGCAACCUUCAAAUCUCACAAACGGCACCAACACCGUCAACCGGAACCGGAACCGGAACCGACGUCGCACCCGACUCACCUCCCCACAACGCGGUACCAGGUCAGGGCAAUGCCGACUCCGAAAACGACCUCGCUCUACCACCCACCACUACCACCCCCUCCACAGCACAUGCACCCUCCGCAUCCCCCACCUCUUCCACCUCUCCCGCCCGGACCCCCGGCCACCGCAACCUCCGCAUCAUCCUCCCCGCCGACGACCCGAACCCCAACCUCUGCAAGACCAUCUUCGCCGCCAUAGCCAACGGCUACCCCGCCCCCGUCAUCGCCAACUGGGGCCGCGACUUCAAGAAAACCGACAAAACCUUCGGCGGCUUCGGCGGCAGCCACCUCGGCAAGCUCGACGGCACCCUCGCCGCCCUGGAAGCCCUCUCCUCCACCACCACCCCGCCCGACGAGCGCCUCCGCCCGGACGACCUCGUCCUCAUCAUGGACGCCUACGACGUCUGGAUCCAGCUGCCCCCCUCCGUCCUCAUCCGCCGCUGGCUCGCCCAAAACGCCGCCGCCGCCUCCCGCAUCCGCGCCGCCUGGCCCGCCGACGCCCAAGGCGCCGCCUCCCCACCCCUCCAAUCCGUCAUCCUCUCCACCCAGAAGAAGUGCUGGCCCACCAAAGCAGACGGCUCCGACACCCACUGCGACAUCCUCCCCGAGAGCACCGCGCGCGGGGGCCUCUACGGCCCGGACACCGACAAGCCCGACGCGCCGCUGCAGCACCGCCGCCCGCGCUACAUCAACAGCGGCAGCAUGCUCGGACCCGCGCGCGACGCCAUCCGCAUCCUCCGCCGCGCCAAGGCCAAGGUCGAGGCCAGCCGCGCCGCCGGGCUCAACCUGUACAGCGACCAGGGCAUCUUGGGCGAGAUACUGGGCGAGCAGGAGGUCUGGCGCAAGGCGCAGCGCGAGCGGACCGCGGCUGCUUCGGAGGUCCCGGAAGCGAACCCCGGGGGGGCGGAGACCUGGGAGUACGGCAUGGGACUCGAUUACGUGCAGGAUCUUUUCGUCCCCACCGUGUUCAUGGAGGAUGACGGCGAGUACCUCGUGCUGGCGAACCAGACCGCCGUCGACGAGGCCUCCAGGGCGCAUAAAGUCGACCCGCCCCGCUUGUCCGGCGUGCCGCGGGACGUCCUGGCCUAUGCGCCCUCGCCGCUGAUCCUGGCGGGCGUGCAACCCGAAACCGGAGCCGAAGGGGAAGCGGAAGCGGGCGACGACCAGAACAACAACAACACCAACAACGAGUGGCGAAACGCCACAGGCUGGGCCGACGUCCCGCUGUACGCAGACUACUGGAGCACCCAGGUCCCGGUAGGCGUGCACCACAACGCGCACCGGGGCGGCAUGAAGGGUCGCCGCCUGCGCGAAUGGUGGUCCAAGACCUGGUUCUUCCCGUACCUGCGCGACAUUGUGGCCACCCGAUCGCAACCGCGCGACGCGCGAAAGCCGCUCGUCACCAUCCCGGCCGCCGAGGUCGACGAGAGCGAGGAAGGCCACGGUCACGACCUCGUCUAUUGGGCUCCGGAAGCCGAUAUGCGGAAACCACUGCCCCGGACCUUCAACCCGGAUGAGGCUGAGGGCGACGGCGACAGCGACGGCGACGGCGACUUCUUGCCCGAGGCUGGCUGGGAUGCGCUUUGCCAGGCCGUGGGCACAGAUGAAGACGACUGGUGGGAUGUCAUUUUUCAGGACGAUAAGGGUCCCCUAGGCCAGGAGGGGCAAGGGAGGGAGCCCGGAUCAAAGUAA
Messenger RNA from Sodiomyces alkalinus F11, 2025 nucleotides. RefSeq lists its product as hypothetical. Lineage: Eukaryota; Fungi; Ascomycota; Sordariomycetes; Glomerellales; Plectosphaerellaceae. The transcript has 2 exons. The record is from RefSeq and is a predicted model, not a curated record. The coding region runs from base 1 to 2025 and encodes 674 amino acids.